AUGCCUCUAGCCGACAUAAUCGUCCUCUUGAUCAUCAGCUACGCCAUCGGCGGCAGUCGCGACAGCCUGCCCGUCUUCCUACUGGGCAUGCUCCUGCUCAAUUCCGCGACGGACAUCCACAUCCCGCCGAGCCUGCGCGACGAGCUGGACAGGAGCACAACCUGUGAUCGAGCGUGUCAGCGGCGCGUGGUUGGGGGGGUGCUGUAUGAGCGGGAGAACCAUGCGCAUGAGCCGCUGGAUGCGUUUUACGCUGUACCGGUACACGGGACGUUCGAUUCGGCACGACCGGGGACGGUGCUCAAGGUGGAAGCCCAUACGGAGGUGGCGAAGUAUACUAUCCCAAGUGGAUUGACGAUGUCGCGGAUUAUGUAUGCGUCGCGGUCGCUGAAUGGGACCAUCGUGCCUGUUUCGGCGUUCGUGCUGUGGCCGUAUGUGCCGUUUGACUACGAUGACCUCAACAGGCCGGACGAUGCAGCGUCGAGUGCUGGAAUGGGCUUUCCAAUCGUUGCGUGGGCGCACGGAUCCUCGGGCCUUUUUGCCCCAUGCGCGCCGAGCAAUUAUCGCUCCCUGCAGUACAACUUUAUGAUGGUGUACGCGCUUGCACUGGAGGGGUUUGCCGUAAUCGCGACGGACUACGCUGGGCUCGGCGUUACACUUCCUGACGGGCAGGACCAUGCGUGGCUUGCUGGGCCGGCUGGGGCGGAUGAUGUCGCGUAUGCGAUUGAAGCGGCGAGGACGGCGUUCCCUGAUGUCCUGCAGCGAGAUGGACCUUUUGUCACGAUGGGUCAUUCGCAAGGUGGACAUGUAUCCUGGGCGUUUGCUGAGAGGAUGGUGGAGCGUCCCGUCCCUGGGUAUCGAGGCUCGAUUGCGAUUUCCCCUCCGACGGACGUGAUUGAGUGGGUUCGGCGCGCGCAGAGAGCCGUUGACAAGCACUUGCACGAUUCUUCUUUGACGCAGUUUCAGCUCCCGCCUUGGGUUCAGGGCGGCCUGAACAUCCAGCCACGCGUUAUAGCAGGUAUCACAGCCGUCUACCCCGAGUACAACUAUUCCGGCAUGAGCGAGAUCUCGUACGACCGGUGGCAUCACAUCCUCAAGCCGCUGCAGGGGUGCAUGGCGACCGACAGCCUCGCAUUCUCGUUCUCGGAGCCCAAAACCAAGAAGCACUGGACUCGAAACCGCGUUGUGAAGAAAUGGGCGAAGGCUGUAUCCGUAGGCGGGAAGAGGAUCGAGGGUCCGUUGCUUGUGAUCGCUGGCGAGGAGGAUGUAGUUCCGGUUGGUAUGCUUCGUGACGCUGUUCAAACGACUUGUAAGGUGUCUGAGAACCGCAAUCAGAGUCUUGAGCUGGUUACGUAUGAAGGGAUGGGCCAUUUCCCGGUCAUCCAGGCGAGUAGGGCACUGUGGAUGCGGUGGGUUAAGGAGCGGGUUACUGAUCGUGCUGAUGCUGGAGAGGACAUGGCAGCCCCGGGUAUGAACGGAAGUCAGAGCCAUUACGUCGGAGAAAGCAGUAUGCAGGGCUUGUGGAUGCAGUGGGCCAAUGGCUGGAUUAGGCCUGGGUUUGAUGGCCAUGCUCAGGAUAUGAGGGAUAGCAGAGGCAAGGAGGGAGGAGAAGGACGGAGUCACUGCGGGAGCGAGAAGGUCAUGCACGGCUUCAACGCCAACUACACUGUGCACAGCACGCCGCCGAAUUGGCUGGUUGGGUUGGCGCCUGUGGGCGAGGAGUGGAAGUAUCUGUUGUAG
This is a messenger RNA of Aspergillus mulundensis, 1737 nucleotides long. RefSeq lists its product as uncharacterized. The transcript has a single exon. The coding region runs from base 1 to 1737 and encodes 578 amino acids. Gene Ontology annotation, biological process: lipid catabolic process. Gene Ontology annotation, molecular function: triacylglycerol lipase activity. The record is from RefSeq and is a predicted model, not a curated record. NCBI's taxonomy places the organism in Eukaryota, Fungi, Ascomycota, Eurotiomycetes, Eurotiales, Aspergillaceae.